Ogataea philodendri is the source of this 588-nucleotide messenger RNA. RefSeq lists its product as uncharacterized. The transcript has a single exon. Lineage: Eukaryota; Fungi; Ascomycota; Pichiomycetes; Pichiales; Pichiaceae. The record is from RefSeq and is a predicted model, not a curated record. Bases 1 to 588 code for a protein of 195 amino acids.
AUGACAAUUGUGGCCAAUUCACCAGAACUUAGCGACUUUAUCUUGCCUAUCAAAUCCCCGUUAACGUCCAUUUUCAAGCCGCUAGAACUAGCACUCACCAGCUGCUGUUUGCGUCUUUCUAUUCCGCCCGAGUUAAGCAGUUCCAUCUGCUUCACCGUGGCAAGAGUCUCCUCGCUGCUGCUCAAAGGCUUUUCGUCCGAGCCGCGAAGCAAGUCCAAUGCGUCACCACUGAUCUCGUCUCUAUCGUUAAUGAACAGAAUUGGGUGGAAGAACUCCGCACCAAGCUGUCUGAUCACUGUAUUUUUCGUAGAAGCGUACAACAUCUUGCUCCGAACAGGAGCGUUGUCCAGCACGAACGAAAUGAAGAAGAAUUUGUGCGCAACGUCCUCGUUACGCACCACCAAAUACACCGCGUCGUCGGCCAAUUGGCUGUGCAGCAGGUCAAAGUCCGCUUUCAAGUUGCUCGAACCUUGGAUCACACCUUUCGGAACAACUUGCUCGUUCUCGAUGGCCAUUAAAAACGCCCGCGACGUUCCGCUGACGUACUCUUUGAAUUCGUUCACGAGCUCCUGGGAGCCUGAAGGUUAG